This is a messenger RNA of Pygocentrus nattereri (red-bellied piranha), 9727 nucleotides long. It is a transcript of the gene srgap3, whose product is annotated as SLIT-ROBO Rho GTPase activating protein 3. The transcript has 22 exons. Gene Ontology annotation, molecular function: protein binding. The coding region runs from base 540 to 3845 and encodes 1101 amino acids. Gene Ontology annotation, cellular component: cytoplasm. The record is from RefSeq and is a predicted model, not a curated record. NCBI's taxonomy places the organism in Eukaryota, Metazoa, Chordata, Actinopteri, Characiformes, Serrasalmidae. Gene Ontology annotation, biological process: negative regulation of cell migration; signal transduction.
CUUCGUUCUUCACUGCUGAGAUUUUGGGGCAGCGGAGCUGAUUCGUGCGCACCGCGGCUCUGAAAUGCGCUCUGAACUCUCCAGCCAUGGCCAUAGUGAUACUUUAAACGGCAUGGGCGCACGUACGAAGUGCUACCACCCACACAGCAAACUGGUCGUUUUAUGAAUAGAGGAAUUCGCCUUUCUUCAGCCACUUUGCAUGGCAAGGAGGAGGACAAGGAGGAGCUCCCCGAGUGCAGCAGCAGCAGCGUAGCGAGGGACUAGAUAGCUGAGAGAGAGCGCGCGCAGGCAGGUGUGUGAGGUGACUUGGUGGUCUCCUGGGUUGAGGAAAGCAUUAGAGACACUGCUCGGUGCAGCAGCGGGGACACUGUUCUUUUACGCAACUGAUGAAAAUAAGACCAGAAGAAAAGAAAAAACAAGACAAAAAAGAAAAAAAAAUCAAAACAACCCGCUGCGAGCUGUGCCACAAGAGCUCGCGCGAGGCUCCACGACAUCUCACUGGAUUUCUACUCCGUUAAUAAGUAGUUACCUCAGGAAAAAUGUCGUCUCAGACGAAAUUUAAGAAGGACAAGGAGAUCAUUGGAGAAUAUGAAACGCAAGUUAAAGAGAUCCGUAAUCAGCUGGUGGAGCAGUUUAAGUGUCUGGAGCAGCAGUCGGAGUCUCGGAUCCAGCUGCUGCAAGACCUGCAGGAGUUUUUCCGCCGCAAGGCAGAGAUUCAGCUGGAGUAUUCCCGCAGCCUGGAGAAACUGGCCGAGAGAUUCUCCUCCAAAAUCCGUUCGUCCAGGGAGCACCAGCAGUUCAAGAAAGAUCAACACCUGCUCUCCUCAGUAAACUGCUGGUACCUGGUUUUGAAUCAGACUCGCAGAGAGAGCAGAGAUCACGCCACGCUCAACGACAUUUACAUCAACAACGUCAUCGUCCGCCUGGCUCAGAUCAGCGAGGAUGUCAUCCGGCUUUUCAAAAAGAGUAAAGAAAUCGGUAUUCAGAUGCAUGAAGAGUUGGUGAAAGUGACAAACGAGCUGUACACUGUGAUGAAGACAUAUCACAUGUACCACACGGAGAGCAUCAGUGCUGAGAGCAAACUGAAGGAUGCUGAGAAACAGGAAGAGAAGCAGUUCAGCAAGUCUGGUGACCUGAACGUCAACCUGCUGCGGCAUGAAGAGCGUGCGCAGCGCCGCAGCUCUGUCAGGAAGAUCGAGAAGAUGAAGGAGAAGAGACAAGCCAAAUAUUCAGAAAACAAGCUGAAGUGCACAAAAGCUCGCAACGACUAUUUAUUGAACCUGGCAGCCACCAACGCUGUGGUGGCGAAAUACUACAUCCACGAUGUCUCGGAUAUGAUUGAUUGCUGUGACCUUGGGUACCAUGCUAGCUUAGCCCGCACUUUUAGGACCUAUCUCUCAGCGGAAUAUAACCUGGAAACAUCUCGCCAUGAGGGUCUGGACCUCAUUGAGAACGCAGUGGACAAUCUGGACUCCCGCAGUGACAAGCACAAGAUCAUGGACAUGUACAACCAGGUGUUCUGCCCGCCCAUGCGCUUUGAGUAUCUGCCUCACAUGGGAGACGAGGUGUGUCAAGUGAGUGCACAGCAGCCAGUUCAGACGGAGCUCCUAAUGCGCUACCAUCAGCUGCAGUCUCGCCUAGCCACACUGAAGAUCGAGAAUGAGGAGGUGCGCAAGACCUUAGAUGCCACCAUGCAGACACUGCAGGACAUGCUGACCGUGGAGGACUUUGACGUGUCCGAUGCCUUCCAGCACAGCAGAUCUACAGAGUCUAUUAAAUCAGUGGCCUCUGAGGGCUACAUGAGUAAGCUGAAUAUUGCCAAACGACGGGCCAACCAACAAGAGACCGAGGUCUUCUACUUCACUAAAUUCAAAGAGUACCUGAACGGCAGCAACCUCAUCGUUAAACUGCAGGCCAAGCAUGACCUGCUGAAGCAGACGUUGGGGGAAGGAGAAAGGGCUGAGUGUGGAACCACAAGACCCCCCACCCUUCCCCCUAAACCACAGAAAUUGCGGAAACCCCGGCCGCGCUCCGUCUAUAAUCAUAAGCUGUUUAAUGGAAAUAUGGAGUCCUUCAUUAAGGAUUCAGGCCAGCCUAUUCCUCUUGUGGUGGAGAGCUGUAUUCGAUACAUCAAUCUGUAUGGCCUUCAGCAGCAGGGCAUAUUCAGAGUUCCCGGAUCUCAGGUGGAAGUCAAUGACAUUAAAAAUUCAUUCGAAAGAGGCGAAGACCCACUGAUUGAUGAUCAGAGUGAUCAUGACAUAAACUCGGUGGCAGGCGUUCUGAAGCUGUACUUUAGAGGGCUUGAGAAUCCUCUUUUCCCCAAGGAACGCUUCCUAGACUUCAUCUCCACCAUCAAGCUUGAGUCAUCUGCUGAACGAGUCCAUCACAUUCAGCAGAUUAUAGUCACUCUUCCUCGUACCAUCAUCAUCGUCAUGAGAUACCUGUUUGCGUUUCUCAACCACCUGUCCCAGUACAGCGAUGAGAACAUGAUGGACCCCUACAACCUGGCCAUCUGUUUUGGCCCCACACUGAUGCCCAUCCCUGAUGGUCAGGACCCUGUGGCCUGCCAGGCCCACGUCAACGAGGUCAUCAAGACCAUAAUCAUCCACAAUGAACUCAUAUUCCCUGCCCACCGUGAGCUGGAGGGCCCUGUCUAUGAGAAGUGUAUGACUGGAGGAGAGGAGUACUGUGACAGCCCCCACAGUGAACCAGGCACCAUUGACGAGGCUGACAACGGAACUGAGCCACACACUAGUGAUGACGAGGUGGAGCAGAUUGAAGCCAUUGCUAAGUUUGAUUAUGCCGGGCGGAGCCCGAGGGAGUUGUCCUUUAAAAAGGGAGCAUCGCUGCUGCUAUACCACCGGGCGUCGGAGGACUGGUGGGAAGGGAGACACAACGGGGUUGAUGGCCUCAUACCUCACCAGUAUAUUGUAGUGCAGGACUUGGAUGACGCCUUUUCUGACAGUCUGAGUCAGAAGGCAGACAGUGAAGCGAGUAGUGGACCGCUGUUGGAUGAUAAGGCCUCAUCCAAAAACGACCUCCAUUCACCGUGUGAGCAGUCACCUGAUUACAACUUCAGUGGGGUGAUGGGCAGGGUGAGACUGCGUUCAGAUGGCGCUGCUAUUCCUCGCCGGCGGAGUGGUACAGAGAGCCACAGCCCUACACGUGGCACGGACACUCCCCCUCGCGCUGCUGCCUGCCCCAGCAGCCCGCACAAGGUGGCAGUGAGCAGAGGCCGAGUAGAGAGUCCUGAGAAGAGACGGCUGGGCACAUUUGGCAGUGCUGGCAGCAUUAAUUACCCCGAGAGAAAAGCCUAUCCUGAGGGCCACCCAUUGAGGCCCGGAUCAGGGGCCACACGCCACAGCAGCCUUGGAGACCACAAAAGCCUGGAGGCCGAGGCCUUAGCUGAGGACAUAGAAAAAACUAUGACCACUGCUCUCCAUGAGCUCCGGGAGCUAGAACGUCAGAAUACAGCCAAGCAGGCUCCGGACGUGGUGCUGGACACUCUGGAACCCAUGAAGAACCCUGUGAGCUCAGAACCGGCCAGCCCUUUGCACACCAUCAUGAUCCGUGACCCAGACGCAGCGCUGCGGCGUGGAAGUAGCUCCACGUCAGAGAUGAUGACCACCUUCAAACCGGCACUCUCCGCAAGGCUGGUUGGUGCCCAGCUCAGACCUCCACCUAUGAGGCCGGUGCGGCCUCCCCCAACCCAACACCGCUCCAGCAGCUCCAGCUCGUCCGGUGUGGGCAGCCCAGCAGUCACCCCCACUGAGAAGGGCUUUCCCAACAGUUCAGCCACAGCAUCCUCCUCAAACACAGGAGAUAAACAAGGAGGCAGCAUGUAGCCCCACCAGGGUUGGGGUCAAAGCUGGAUGUAUAGCUUACAACCCUGGUGAGAUUGCAUCAAGCAUAUGAAGACCAAAAGGAGGGGAAAAUGCUCCCCAGUCUUUUUUUGUUCUUAUUCUAGCUUUAGAUUUUUCAAAUUCUGAAUCAGUCUCAGAACACUCCAGAAGUGAGCCAAGGUUGCUAUGGCGACAAGGCGUGUGAAGUAUAUCAGCUAGCGUUCUGUGAAACAUGAUGAAAGGUGAGGUGGAAAAGAAGAAAGUUGGGAAAGAAUAAAUGUGUCUUGGUAUAUAGAUGUGUGUACACAUACAGUAUAUGCGUAUGUAUAAGCCUGUUACACAUAUGUGUAUAUAAAUAUGCAUACAGUAUAUAGUAACACCUCAGAGCUUAGUUUUUUUUCCUUCUUUUUUGUUUUUUUACCUCACGUACUAUUGAUUGACCCUCUCUGGCAAGUCUUUUGCUUUUCACCAUGGACUUAAUGUAGAUAGAGCAAUACUAAUUGAGUUUAGCAUUUGUUUCUCUCUGCACUGGUCAGCCAGAGUUGUUCAGUUAUUGAGGGGGAGGAGCUCCUACUUAGUCCCUCCCCCAAAACAAGACUUUCCAUUUAAAAGAAGACUGUCGCUCAAAGACUGCCCACAUGGCUACCUUUGAGCUGUUGUAAAUAGAAAUAUACUGUACUUGAACUUGUAAUGCCUUUUGUUUUGUAGUAUAAGGGAUGUUCAGCAACAUAACAACAUAGCCAAGUUGUAAACAUAUAUGAGAUGCAGAAUCUGAAACCAAUAUACAUUACCAACUAAUUGUAAGAAACCUGUGGUAAAAAAAGUAGUUUAACUUGUAUAUACUUUUUAAGUAGGUUCUUUUUUUAAUUGUUAAACAUGUACAUUUGUGGACAGAACAGGCAAGAAUGGCAUUUAUCCAAAAAACAACAAUCACAACCAGCAAGCAAAGAAAUGAUUGAUCAGUAUCGGUACUUCAUGUAAGCAAUCUGAGCCAUUAAUAUUAGUUCUGACUACAUUUAACUUCAUUCCUGUUUAUUUUUUAACUAAAGUACUAAAUGCAUUCAAACGGAGUCCGUUGUUCUUACAUGAAAAAUUCACAGAUGAACUGGCAUAAGCAUCUUUCAUUUCUUUAGAUAUCUUUUGUUUCAAACAUAAUAAACUUAUUUUGCCUUCAAAACACAUCCUCAGUUGACCUUAAGUCCUAAUAUUGGUUGGCUGUGCCCAAGCUAAAUGUAGCUGUUCUAUGUAGCAAGUAUAGUGUACAUCACAGUUUCUUCUUCUUUGUGCUUGUAGGUGGUUUCAUAGCCUAAUUCAAUAUUCAUAGAAGGACAAACAGCUACCACAGUUAUAUUUCAGAUUAUUGCUUCAUUUGUGAAGUAUUUGAAAUAGCAUACAAACAUGCACUAAAAAAUAGGGCUGGGAACACAUUGAUUUAUUAAAAACUAUCAAUAGCAGCCAUGAAAUUGGUAAUUAGAUUUCAUUAUUUACAUACACAUUUACAUACAUGGCAUAAGUGAGUGUCACACUAGUACAUUGCUACAUUAGUAUGUUGCAUUCUUCAGCAGAGUUUACUAAUUAGUCUUCAUGAGGUCUUUUCAUGCUGUUUUACAGAUUUAGCGCACUGAAAGCUUCACAUCAAGUCCAGUGUACCUCUUAUUUAACCCUGAGAAAGUGGGAAGAAAAAGGAAAUAAAUGUAUGCAUUAAGUGGUAACUGCAAACAAGUUACCCUUUUAGCAAGUGCAACUCAAGUGUUCAGGCAAUGGUAAAUCAAUCCAUUCUACUUAAAAAAAAAGAUGAAAAAUGACCAGUUUCUCUGACUCACGCAGGAGCAGAAGCUCUGACGCGGUGUCUCAGUGUGUGUAGGUGUGUUUAGCUCUGUUUCAGCUCCAAGCUGUUAAAAUGAGCAAUCCAACGAGCAUCCAUGAGCUUGGAAACAAAAGCGACACAAAAGUUAAUGUUUGUGUUUUCAAAACUUGAUGUGGGUUUUUUCUAAGCUAUUUUUUGCUUCUGAGGCUUGGACUUAAAGUAAAAUGGCCUUGGGCAUGUUGGGAGUAAACUGUCCUGUACUGAAUAUGUAACUGGAAAACACCCAAGGUAUUAAAAAUACCCAAGGUAUUAAAAAUAGAUUAUAUGAUUAAUGUCAGACAUAUGUAUGAUUUCAUCCUAGUUUAUUGAUUUGUUAUUAAUUGCUUAGAACCAUCUAUGACCAAGUUUGAAUCACUGUUAUUGAACAUUCCAGCAUCUGAUGUAUUUUAAGCCUAGAUUCAACUCUUGCUCCAGGCACAGAAUCAAGAACUAGUCCUAGAGUUAGCUACAUGCAUACAUUAUCAUGUUAAUGACAUUACUCAGAUAUGUUAACUAAUUAUCAUAAAUCAUGAAUAUUCAGGUUACCUAGUAUUCAUGUCACUAAAGAAGUGAAAGGGCUCUACUAUGCUGUAUCUCUAGCAGAUGGAAUAAGUAAACAUUAGCUAAUUAGUUCAGCUUUUGAUUUGACUGUAAAUCCAGGCUGCAUGGUCUCUGAUGACAUUCAGAGAUGUGUUCUAACCCCAGACUGAGGAAUUACACGCUGUAGUUCACCAGCUCUUACUGGGAGCAUCUCAGCUGCCCUCAAUCUGUCAUAUAAUUUCCAGUUCAUCUUUAAACUGGUUUCCAGUCAUCCCCUCCUCCCCCGCUGCUCUCAAAGGGGGGAAUUCCCGCUCUGGCACGAAAAUUGUCCAACUGACCCACUUAUCCGCUUCAGUCAAUUCAGCUUUAAUCUCAUCUUCAGCACAGAUAAUCAACCACGUCUGCAUUUCUGCCUUCUUAAUUGCCACCUCUUGCCUGUUCCGCUCGAAUCUACAGUAUGUAAAUGCUUGUAUAGUGGCAAAAAAAUGAAAGAAAGAAAAAAAAUCUGCUGGGAAAAAAGUACUGUUACUGCACACUUCUCUUGAUUACAAAUGUGAUGUGAUGAUGUGAGAGUCAAGCCCUUGUCUUAAUGUAUCAACAGCACAGACGUCUUGCCUUCUUUCUUUGUCUUGCUAUUUAAGCCUUUUGUUUUUUUGUUUUAAACACACAUCUCUGUGUGAGUCUUACCCGUUUAAUGUGCCAUACUUCUUUUAUUUUGCACUAUGUUUUAUUCAUGUAAUUGGGAAUUACUUGUACCUUUUCUUGCUGCUGGCAUUUUGUGUCAGCAUUAGCACCCGGUAAUUAGCUGUAGCUAGCAGCUGGCUCGCGUCUGGACACCUCAGCCUUGCCCCCUGCAUGGACUUUCAUUCUGCAUGUGAGGGAGGCAGACGUGCAUGUGCUUCCAUAAGCUAUUACACCACCACCUGCAGUGAGACUAGUCAAAGGCAAUGCUGUGGUGCAUAACACAUAGUGAGUCCCUCAAAAAGAAAAACAAACAUCGCCAAGAUGUGGAGAUCCAUCUGUCCAUAUUAAAGAAGCUGCAGCAUUAUUUUUUUUUACCUAAUUACCACCUGCUGCUUGUGUACUGUAUGGUCAGUUACCAUAGGCAGUGCAUUUCUGUAAACUUUGCAAGGAUUGUAAAACUCACUGACUCAAAAUGCACUUAUAAUAGAAGGCAGUGGGCAGUUUAUGAAUUCUAUCAAUAAACAUCUAUGCAAAACACAUGUUUGUAGAAGAAUUUGGUGAAUAAUACAGUCAAAAGUAUUUGUAAAUUAAGCUGUAAAUCUGUAUAAUUUAUUCUUUUGGAGAUGAGACUAACUUCCAGAGGGAGAACAAAAUUCACCAGUGUCAUCAGUUUUCACGGGUUGCUUCCUAACGACACGUAAAAAUACUUUUUGGCUAAACCGGUGUGGUGGUUUGACUUUGUAUGGUGUGAUGUAGGCCUACAGUACUCGCUGAGUAGAACUCCUAAUCACCACAUCACUCGCUCUGAGACCUCCCCCGACUGCCAUUUGUUCCAAGACCUUCCCCUGAUCUGGGAUUAGUCCUAAUUACCACAGCGUUUGUUCUGAGGGCUAUUAGAGCUGCUAAUACUGAGUUCUUUUUAAGGAUACUUGAAACAUUAUAGUCAUUGAUACUUCAAUUUUGUUUAGUUCUUUCGUGUUUGAAUUAUACUGCCAGCUUAAGGCCCUGGCAUUGUUAGAGUUUCAUUGUUGUACUUUUGAAUUUGCGUUCAUAGUCACAUAUUUCAAAAAAUGAUUCACUGACUUCAGCAGUUGCCCAUUGAGUUCUAUUCUAAGUGAGCUUUGAGUCAUCGGCUCAGUUUUCUGUUCUUUUCUAAGUACAGGAAAACGUGGAAAUGUUGUAUGUGGUAAUCAAUGCUAAGGCACAAAUACAGCAGACAGAUUAAGCUGAAAAUGUUGGCAAAUUCCUCAAAUUCUUUUAACCCAUCCAGCCCGUCAGUGAGCGCAGUGUGAUGAUACAGAGUGGGACGCUCAGCUUCCAGACACUUAAAAUUAGCCAGUGCUUUAUUAUAGUUACAAUGUCUACAAUAGACAAUAGUUACAAGGCAUCGGUUAGGACAGCAUUCUAGACUUACGUACACCAUGAUGACCACGUAGUAUAUUGAAUGGUGAUGUUGAUUAGUUGUCUAUUAGAUAGGUGCGGUUCCAUCCCUCUGACCAUGACCGUCCAGCCUCAGUUUGUAUGGAAAGGCCUAAGGCUGCACCUUUUGUCCUACACCAGUUACUGCACUGCUCUCUGGUGGACAGAAAGGGCACUGUCCAUCCUCCUCAUCUCCCUCUGCUGGUGAAUGCUGGUAUUUAGAGGUUUAAUUAUAGGGAUUUUUCAGAAGGCCAUUGAGUUUUUUGCUGUCUGUCUCUGCAGGUUAGGACCUUUCAAAAUUAGCAUUAAAGAGCUGUUAGCAGUUGGAAUGCAUUGCCAUUGCUUUGCACAAUGCACUGCAUGGUCUGUGUUGAAAGCCAACAAGUUCAUGGAGCCCUUCUCUGUACCAAAAACAUUCAAAUUGAUUUUGUAGGUUUAUUUUUCUAGUUUUUCUGUCACUUUUAGUAUCAUUGAAAUAAUUAUGUUUGAACAAAUCUGAUCCUAGUGUCUCCAAAUAUAAGCACAAACAGGAAAUUGUGAUGAAAGAUGACUGUGUGAUCUAAAUGUAACGGGAAAGACACUCUUAGUUAUCUUUGAGCCUUUGAGACAGUGUAUGUUGACUUUCGUCAGCUGUUUUAUCAUCAGUGCUUUUGUGAUUUAUCACCUUCUAAUCACAUAACGUGUCCCGUCUUAUGAAAUCCUCACAUAUCACUGAUCGCUAAUGUAGGAAUUUUCGACCUUCUUGCUGGAAUCAUGAAAGCUGCCGUCCAUAUCAACUGAAGUUUUUGGUAUUUGCCAUUUGUUUGUUCACCUCUUCAUCAUCUUUAUCUGCAUUUCCUAAUUCCUUUCAUUCCUGUUUUCUCCUCGAAUGAGCCCAGACUGUGCUGUGUAAAAGCUGCGUUUGACUUUCUGCUCUUGUAAUCCCUCCACCCAAGCUAAUGCAUCGCAGUAUUUAAGGCCUAGUCAGAUCUUCUAUGGUACUUGCACGAAUACUGAUUACUGAGGCACUUGGUGCACCCCUGUCCUUUAUAGACUGUAUGUGGACUGUAAAUUCUGGAAGAUUUUUUAGUUUGGGAACGUAUGCUAUAACGGGUGUGUAUUGUACGUAUGCUAAAACUGUAUGUAUGCUAAAGUAACAUAGGCUUUCUCCUUCUCUAGACAACAACAUUCAUAAGACCAAACUUGCCGUCCGUCUGUACUAGUGGGUUGUGAAUAUUGACAUUCUGUUUUUUGCCCUCCUCUUGACACUUUUGUCUAGUGAUGCUGUUUGUUAAUGACUGUUUGAAUGGUUGAAUCCUCCCUGUGAUGUAGGUUAACUGUACACCAUGCCACUGUUUGGAUGUGAAAAAUAUUCAAGUCCAAAAUAAAAACGAAUUAACUUUUUUUUGAUCUCCUA